UCAGACUCAGUCUCAGACAGCUGAAGAGCUAAAUAAAUAUGUGAGAAUAAGAAAAGUUACACAGGAUAAUUUGGUUACUUGAGCAAAUUGAAACUCCAUUUUCAUAAAUUCUCUCUGCUCCUCUGGACCAGUAACAAGUGAAACUUCCUUUUUGGACUUUUUUUUUUUUAACCAUUACAUCUGUAAGAUAUUUUGUGUCUGGUGGUUGUUACACAGUCAUGGUGUCCUGUGCUCUCCUCAUCCUGGGUCCUUUGUGGAUCCACAGUCUGAUUCAGUCCUGCAGGGGAGAGCAUCUAUCCAAGGAGGCAGUGUUGUCCUGGUUCAAAGGGAGAGUUCUGGAAACCCUCGGGCUGGAGGAGCCUCCUGUAGCCACAGUGCAUGGUCCUGAUGAGGGCAUGGCACAGCCAGGAGCGAGGCUCAUUAAUUGGAGGGUCCCCAGGACUAGCAGGACAGCAUGGGUCAGCCAUGGAAGAAGUUCAAACCAGGAAUCAUCUGAAAUUAUUCUCUUCCCCACUUCUGACUCAUCUUGUGCCAGAUCUGACUCAUCUCCCGGAGAAACCAGCAUCAGCCAUUUCACAUAUUACUUCCAGCCCUCUAUGAGCAGCCAUGAUACCCUGGUCACAUCUGCCCACUUCUGGUUCUAUGCAGGCGAAAGAAGCACAGACAAUUCCUCUGCACCGUUGUUCAUUCUGACUUCAGUGCAGCAGCUUCUUCAGGUCGCAGAAUCUCCAUCACUGAUGAGCUCAGACAGAUGGACCACCUAUCAGCUGGAUCAAAAAACGCUGGCCUCUGUGGGUGAAGGCCCUUUUCUGCUCCAGGUCCGUUGUCUGACCUGUCAGUGCCAUGCCAACGAACCAGACAAGAUGCCCUUUCUUCACCUUCAUGCUCACCCUCGUGGCCCUGUCCGGUCACCCCGCGGUGCACCGCUAACCAUUCCCUGGUCUCUUUCUGCUAUCAACCUGCUGCAGCGCCCCUCUCAGGACAGGCCUCAGCAGAGCGACUGCCAGCGGGCAGAGAUUGAAAUCAGCUUUGAGGAGCUGGGCUGGGAAAACUGGAUUGUCCAUCCAAAGGUACUGACUUUCUCCUACUGUCAUGGAAACUGCUCAGCCUGGGAUCGAACAUCCACCAUGCUGGGAAUCACUCAGUGCUGCGCCCCACUCCCAGGGACUAUGAAGUCCCUGAGAAUCACCACAACAUCUGAUGGCGGAUACUCUUUCAAAUAUGAGAUCUUACCCAACAUUAUGCCUGGAGAGUGCACUUGCAUCUAAACAUAAAGCUUAAAGGGCUAGUUCGCUCAGAAUUAUGGUGUUCUUAGAGCUCAGGUCACAAUCAUUUUAAAUCGGUAACUCCUCCAUUUCCUCCGUGCAUUUUACUGUGGCAGAGAUAAUGUCCUGACUCAUAAACAAGCUUUAGUGUGCACUCUUUUUAAAAUCAACUUUAAAACUUUCCAGUGCUGUCUUCACUUCCUAAGAAACUAAGUCUUGCUUUUUUUUCCUCAUUUAGACACCGCUUGUAAGAUAAAGCAAGCAGCACAUAGUUUGAUUCUCACCUUUAGAGGGCAGUGUAGGCCUACUUUUACACUGCAUCGUUUCACAUCAGUACCUUCACAUUGCUUCAGACAGUUCAAGGAAGUAUAGUAUACUAAAUCAAUUUAAACAUGGAAAUCAGUUGUAUUGUGCAACUAUCACAAAUGUUACAAACAUGACAUUUUAGAGGAGACGCGCACAUAUAAUUAAGCUACUGAUCACUUUUAUCCAACUUUUGGCAACUGAUUUGUCAAUAUACAGACUAGCAUUCGCAGGCUUUGACAGGAUAUACUCGGCAGCUUUAGUCACAGAAAAUCCAAAGACAGAACCAUCUUGUUCAAAUAUAUUUAUUUCUCUCAAGACAAAAUAAUCUCUACAGUUACAAAAACUACAAAAGUAUAAACCACUGAAAUACCAUAUUUAAAAUGGAAUGUUGUACCUUACAAUAAGUAGAAACUGUAAUUGAGGGGAUUACAAGAAUACAGCAUCAAACAGCUCUUUGGCAAUCUGCAGUUUCAUUUUCGACCAACAGAUCAUAAAACCAACAGGUUAUGAAAAUGUUUGAACUGUGUAUGAACACUGAAAUCUACUGAUCAAAUGUCGCAUGAUGAAUAGGUGUGUGGUUACAUGGCACCAGAUUGUGUGUCAGCAGCCAACUCUCUUUCUUUCCUCAGCUUUUCUUUUCUUCCCUUCCCUGGAUGCACAAAACCACCCAUGUUUCAGCACAAAGGAGAAGUAGUGGUGAAUGUCAAGGGUGGAAAAUACGGCUCACGAAAGAAGAAUGUAAAUUUCUAAGACAGGGAUGGAGUUUCAUUGUAGCCCAACAGCCCAGAAGACAGAUGUUUCCAGCUGGUUAGCAACAAACCAAAUAAAAUGUCAGUUUGGAUUCAUGCAGUGACCAACACUGAAUCAUUUUUAUAGUACAUAAUUGAGGGGAGAAAAGGAUUUACCAAAUCCAGGUGAUGACUUCACACCAGUCAUGUCAAACAGGUGGCAUUCAUGAGGCCAACACUUCAUUCUAGAAAAAGGUAACUAAUCAAGAGCUUAGGUCAACUCAUAGUAACAAGGUAAUAGUAAAAUAAACUAUUUUUAAAUGAACCGAUUGUACAAACACACAAAAAAAAGAAAAAGGAUUCUUGGAAGUUUAUUAGAACAUUUCCUGUCAAAGGAUUCAAGCAUUUCCCAGGUAACUUUUUGGCUGAUUGAAGUAAAUAUACAGGCUUCAAAAAUGUGUCAAACGUUUCUGAAACGGUGUGGUAUCUCACUAAUAAACACCAACACUCCCUAAUAUUGCAUCUAUUUAAAUUAAACAUGACUCUUGUAGCACAGGUUAAGCUGUAUUUGUUUUGUGUAUGUGUUGGGGGGUGGGGGAUUACUGCACAUGCCCCAGAAAAGACAUAACCCAAGGCUGCAUAACAAGCCUUAAAGAAAGAUGUUAAUGCUUGUCAGCAUUCAACAAUGGAGAGCCUCUGUGUUGUGAGGAAGACUACAAAAAAAA
Messenger RNA from Monopterus albus (swamp eel), 3024 nucleotides. RefSeq names its product inhibin subunit alpha (gene inha). The record is from RefSeq and is a predicted model, not a curated record. Bases 219 to 1268 code for a protein of 349 amino acids. Lineage: Eukaryota; Metazoa; Chordata; Actinopteri; Synbranchiformes; Synbranchidae. Gene Ontology annotation, molecular function: cytokine activity; growth factor activity. Gene Ontology annotation, cellular component: extracellular region. The transcript has 2 exons.